Messenger RNA from Dinoponera quadriceps, 1395 nucleotides. RefSeq names its product RISC-loading complex subunit tarbp2. The record is from RefSeq and is a predicted model, not a curated record. Bases 233 to 1378 code for a protein of 381 amino acids. The transcript is spliced from 7 exons. Lineage: Eukaryota; Metazoa; Arthropoda; Insecta; Hymenoptera; Formicidae.
CACGGACAGCACACGAACAAAGUCCAGUCGGGCACACUAUCGCAGAGCAGCGAACGAGGAAGGGACUCUCCGCUAGCCAGUGAACCAUUUUUCUGUCGUCAAACGGAUCAAGCUUUUUGUGAGACUUGGAUCGAUCACAAAAAGCGGGAUUCGCUUUUCGCAUAGGAAUUGGCCUGCCGAGGAGCCAGCUGAAGUUCACGCAGCACGUCCGCCCGCAAAACCAGACGUCAAAAUGGAGGAAAUGCAUCAAGCAGCACAGGUUGGGCCUAACAUGAUACCUGGUGUAGGCGGUGUUUCUAAUCAUACAAAUAAUGUCAAUCGCCGCAGUAGAAUGCGAGUGUCUAUACACGCCAUGAUGUUGGAGAAAUUACCUUUACAUGAGGCAGCCCGCAUGGAAAUGAAGGCGAUACCCAGCAAAACACCCGUCUCGGUUCUCCAAGAGUUACUUUCCCGUAGAGGCACAAUACCGAAAUAUGAACUGGUACAAAUUGAAGGCGCUAUUCACGAGCCUACGUUUCGAUAUAGAGUCACCGUUGCCGAUGUCGUUGAUCCAAUUGUUUCAGCAAUGGGGACUGGCAGGUCCAAAAAGGAAGCUAAACACGCAGCUGCGAAAGCUGUGCUGGACAAAUUAAUCGGGGUAAAUACUGAAUCUUCAGAAUCUCCACUCCCAAAUAAUUUACCAGAUUCGCAAAAUUUACAAGAACUGCAAACAUAUGGAGAAGAAAAAGUAGUGAACAAUCCAAUCGGAGCCUUACAAGAAAUGUGUAUGUCUCGUCAUUGGCCACCACCAAAAUAUACAAUGGAAGGUGAAGAAGGUUUACCUCACGAAAGACAAUUCACUAUUGUUUGUUCAAUAUUAAAAUAUCGCGAAGUCGGUCAAGGAAAAAGCAAGAAGGUCGCUAAGAGGCAUGCCGCUCAUAAAAUGUGGCAAGCGUUACACGAUAUGAAUAACCAAGCUCCUACUGUGGACGAAGAUGAGAUUGUGCAAAGAAAUGCAAACGUAAGCGCCCGUUAUGCCGAUCUGAAAGGUAGCAAAAUCUCAACACUGACAACAAUUCAUAGUAUCCAAGUCUCGAAAUUUCACAAGAGUCUCAAGUCGUCCACAGGUGUUAAGCUUUUUCAACUGCAGAAUACUUGUUUCAAUGAUGGCGAUGUAAAUUUGGUACAAUUCUUGCAAGAAAUUGCAUCGGAGCAGCAGUUUGAAGUAACUUAUGUUGAUAUCGAAGAAAAAUCUAUCAGCGGUAAAUUCCAGUGCCUUGUGCAACUGUCUACCCUGCCAGUAGCAGUUUGCUAUGGUUGCGGUGGGACUAGUAAAGAUGCUCAAGCCAGUGCUGCUCAAAAUGCUCUGGAAUAUCUGAAAAUCAUGACCAAGAAGUGAGCCAGCGCUUCGCUCCU